GAGGAGCGGGCGGCGGCGGCGCGGGCGAGCCCAAGGGGAGGGUCGGUGGCUCAUCCAGUCCCCGCAGCCACCCGCGCGCAGCGCAGCUCGGGAGCGGGACGCUGCGCUCAGAGCCCCGGCAGCGCCCACCCUUCCUCCCGCGUCGCGCGCCAGCGCCCGCUCCGCCCGCGACUUCAGUUCGGCUCCACCCCCGCGUGGCGGCGGCUCACUCUGUCCGAACCCGUGCUCGGCACCAACCCAGCCCGGGCAAGCGGCCGCCACCUGCCUAGCGCCGCCACGGCCCGCCCCCACCGCGGCCCAACUUGGAUGGAGUUGGGGUCCUGAGCGCCUGCCCCUCGCAGCCGGCCAGCUGAGAGCCCUGCACCGCCGCCUCUGGUCCGGGACCCCUUCUCCGCUCCUCUCCGCUCCCGCGAUGGGAAAAGUUGGCGCCGGCGGCGUCUCCCCAGCCGGGCUGAGCGCGCUCCUCGCGGGCGCCGGGCUCUUGGUCCUCUGCGCUCCGGGCUCCUGCGGCGGCGGCUCCUGUUGUCCCCCGCGGCAUCCCAGCGCGGCUCCACGCUGGGCUCCGACCCCAGGGGGGCUUCCUCACCAGGGACCGCGAGGCAGAGCUCCUGCUACGCCCCUGCCCCAACUCGGACGCCCCCUGUUCGCAGUGGCCCCCGGAGACCGAGCGCUGUCCCUGGAGCGGGCCCCGGGCACUGGGGCGUCGGUGGCGGUUGCUCCACGCUCUGGCCGGAAGAGACGGAGUGGAGAGGAUCAAGAGAAGGCUGAGCGAGGAGAGGGGACGAGUAGAAGCCCUCGGGGAGUGCUAAGGGACAGAGGGCAGCUCGAGCCUGGGACUUUGGAGCGGGACCCGGACAAAGCCACUCGCUUCCGGCUGGAGGAGCUGAAACUGACCAGCACCACGUUCGCGCUGACGGGCGACUCAGCACACAACCAAGCCAUGGUCCACUGGUCUGGCCACAACAGCAGCGUGAUUCUCAUUUUGACAAAGCUGUAUGACUAUAACCUGGGGAGCAUCACUGAGAGCUCGCUUUGGAGGUCAACCGAUUAUGGGACAACCUAUGAGAAGCUGAAUGAUAAAGUUGGGUUGAAAACGAUUUUAAGCUAUCUCUACGUGUGUCCUACCAACAAGCGUAAGAUUAUGUUGCUCACAGACCCAGAGAUUGAGAGCAGUUUACUGAUCAGCUCGGACGAAGGAGCAACCUAUCAAAAAUACCGGCUGAACUUUUACAUCCAGAGCUUACUUUUCCACCCCAAACAAGAGGACUGGAUUCUGGCAUACAGCCAAGACCAAAAGUUAUACAGCUCUGCUGAAUUUGGGAGAAGGUGGCAGCUUAUCCAGGAAGCGGUUGUUCCAAACAGAUUCUACUGGUCUGUGAUGGGGUCGAACAAGGAACCGGACCUUGUGCAUCUAGAGGCCAGAACUGUGGAUGGUCAUUCACAAUACCUAACAUGCCGAAUGCAGAACUGCACAGAGGCCAACAGAAAUAAACCUUUCCCAGGCUACAUCGACCCAGACUCUCUGAUUGUCCAGGACGAUUAUGUGUUUGUUCAGCUGACAUCAGGGGGACGGCCACAUUACUACGUGUCCUACCGAAGGAAUGCGUUUGCCCAGAUGAAGCUCCCCAAAUAUGCUUUGCCCAAGGACAUGCACGUCAUCAGCACGGAUGAGAACCAAGUGUUUGCAGCGGUCCAAGAGUGGAACCAGAAUGACACGUACAACCUCUACAUCUCAGACACACGUGGAGUCUACUUCACCCUGGCCUUAGAGAAUGUCCAGAGCAGCAGAGGCCCUGAGGGCAACGUCAUGAUCGACCUCUAUGAGGUAGCAGGGAUAAAGGGAAUGUUCUUGGCUAACAAGAAGAUUGACAACCAAGUGAAGACUUUCAUCACAUACAACAAAGGCAGAGACUGGCGUUUGCUGCAGGCUCCAGACACAGACCUAAGAGGGGACCCUGUGCACUGCCUGCUGCCCUAUUGCUCCCUACACCUUCACCUUAAGGUCUCUGAGAAUCCCUACACAUCAGGGAUCAUCGCCAGCAGAGACACAGCCCCCAGCAUCAUAGUGGCUUCAGGUAAUAUAGGUUCUGAGUUGUCAGACAGUGACAUCAGCAUGUUUGUUUCUUCAGAUGCGGGAAACACUUGGAGACAGAUCUUUGAAGAAGAGCACAGUGUUUUGUAUCUGGAUCAAGGUGGAGUCCUGGUUGCUAUGAAGCACACAUCUCUCCCAAUUCGACAUCUCUGGUUGAGUUUUGAUGAAGGGAGAUCUUGGAGCAAAUACAGUUUCACAUCUAUUCCCCUUUUUGUGGAUGGGGUUCUGGGUGAACCUGGGGAAGAGACUCUCAUCAUGACAGUGUUUGGACACUUCAGUCACCGCUCUGAAUGGCAGCUGGUCAAAGUGGACUACAAGUCCAUUUUCGAUAGGCGUUGUGCCGAGGAGGACUACAGACCCUGGCAGCUGCACAGCCAGGGGGAAGCAUGCAUCAUGGGAGCGAAGAGGAUAUAUAAGAAGAGAAAAUCCGAGCGGAAAUGCAUGCAGGGAAAAUAUGCAGGCGCCAUGGAGUCUGAGCCCUGCGUCUGCACAGAGGCUGAUUUUGACUGUGACUAUGGUUAUGAACGACACAGCAACGGUCAGUGCCUGCCAGCCUUUUGGUUCAAUCCAUCCUCUCUGUCGAAGGACUGCAGCUUGGGGCAGAGUUACCUCAAUAGUACUGGGUAUAGAAAGGUGGUUUCCAAUAACUGCACCGAUGGAGUGAGAGAACAGUAUACAGCCAAGCCACAGAAGUGCCCAGGGAAGGCCCCGCGGGGGCUGCGGAUCCUCACUGCUGAUGGAAAGCUGACUGCGGAGCAGGGGCACAACGUUACUUUUAUGGUGCAGCUGGAAGAGGGUGACGUCCAGAGGACACUCAUCCAGGUGGACUUCGGGGAUGGCAUCGCAGUGUCUUAUGUCAACCUCAGCUCCAUGGAAGAUGGGAUCAAACACGUCUAUCACAAUGUGGGCAUUUUCCGAGUGACCGUGCAGGUGGACAACAGUCUGGGGUCUGACAGCGCCGUCCUGUACUUACAUGUAACUUGUCCCCUGGAGCAUGUUCACCUGUCUCUUCCCUUUGUCACCACGAAGAACAAAGAGGUCAACGCCACCGCCGUGCUGUGGCCCAGCCAAGUGGGCACCCUCACUUACGUGUGGUGGUACGGGAACAACACCGAGCCCCUGAUCACCUUGGAGGGAAGCAUAGCAUUCAAGUUUACUUCUGAAGGGAUGAACACCAUCACAGUGCAGGUCUCAGCUGGGAAUGCCAUCCUGCAAGACACGAAGACCAUCGCGGUGUAUGAGGAAUUCCGAUCUCUUCGCCUGUCCUUUUCUCCAAACCUGGACGAUUACAACCCGGACAUUCCUGAGUGGAGGAGAGACGUCAGCCGAGUUAUCAAAAAGGCCUUGGUGGAGGCCACCGGGGUUCCGGGCCAGCACAUCUUGGUGGCAGUGCUGCCUGGCCUGCCCACCGCUGCCGAGCUCUUUGUCUUACCCCAUCAGGACCCCACAGGAGAAAACAAAAGGCCAGCCGAGGACCUGGAGCAGAUAUCAGAACUGAUGAUUCACAAGCUCAACCAAAACUCCGUGUACUUUGAACUGAAGCCGGGGGUCCAAGUCCUUGUCCACGCAGCCCACUUAACAGCAGCCCCGCUGGUGGACCUCACUCCAACCCACAGUGGCUCUGCCAUGCUGAUGCUGCUGUCCGUGGUGUUUGUGGGACUGGCGGUGUUCGUCAUCUACAAGUUCAAAAGGAAGAUCCCGGGGAUUAAUGUUUAUGCCCAGAUGCAGAAUGAAAAAGAACAAGAGAUGGUCAGUCGAGUCAGUCACCCUGAAAGCAGGCCCUAUGUCCCUCAGACUGAACUCAGGCGGCCUGGCCAGCUGAUAGAUGAGAAGGUGGAGUCCCAGCUCAUAGGAAGUAUUUCCAUAGUUGCUGAGAAUCAAAGCACAAAAGAAAUCCCUACCUAUGUAAAUGUUUGACUGGAGGACGCCAGUAAAAACAAAAACAAACAAAUAAAAUAAAAACAAUCAAAAUCCAAACAGACAAACAAACACUCACUGCAUCGGGACUUUUUAAUUCUUCAGACACAACAAGGGUUUUUAGCUUUAAGCCUGUGCAUGUGGACAGUACCUUGAGAACAUGCUUGGAGGGGUAGUGUACAGGUGCUCUAUUUUAAUGGAAAAAACACUCCCCUCCCCCUUUCUUCUUCUCUCUCUUUUUUCUGAUCGGUCGUGUUUGUAGAAAAUUCCUAACAUAUAUAGGCCAAGGAGAUCUGCAUGUAUUUUUGGAAAUAUUCUUGGCUCUAGAUUUAACAGCUCUUUUAGCACUAUAGGCUGAUGGGUGGAUUAGCCACCCCGGCUCUUUUCACAAGACACAAAGACAUGCACAGGAGUUCAAAACCCUGAGCUGUUUCUCUGUUCCACUUUCCUUGUUGCUAUUUUCCCCUUCUAAGUUAUCUUGGGGAGCUCUCUUGGCUGACAGCGGUCACAAGGUGGCCUUCUCCAUUCUGAGUGGCCAUAGGGACAAAGAAGCAACUUCAGGCUCCAUGGAUUCAGGCAGAAUAGGGAAGGAAGGAAGGAAGGAAGGCAGGGGGCAAGUGUGUCAAAAGUGGACCUGGGUUUCCCGUUUCCCCUUCCAAUCAUGAUGACCUCUCCUCUAGCUUUCCCUACUCCUGCCCUGUGUAGGAAACAGAAUCCCAGUUUACCCGCGUUCUGACCUUCCCAUUUGUCUGCUCUCCAAGUGUGGUCACGAUCUGUCAAUGCCUUUGUAUCUCUUCCUUCCAGUCCCCAACUUACCCUACAACAGCUCCUGCCUUUUCUUCCCAAACACGUUGCUAGAUUCUGGACUUUCAUCCUGAUGUUCCUUAAAAACUGACCUCGUCUCUGCCAACCCUGCCUCCACCACCCAAAGUUUCUGAUCUCUGUGUCAGCUUUGCACAUGUCCACGCAUGCAGCCUCCAUAUACAUCCUGCCCUGCAGGGGUCAGCUUCAUGUGUUUGUUUGGUUUUUUUUUGUCUCCUCCUGUAGAACCUGCCUUUUCUAAGUAUCCUUGCCUUUCCCCACCUGGAAACACAUAAUGUGUGUGAAAGAGUUGAGAGAUGCAAAGCAAGUCAAACCUGGCCCAUGUAUCUUAGAAAAGAAAGUGUACGAAUGAAUGGUCGUUUUUCCUCACAGCUUAACAAAUAUCUCCUGCAGUCAGAUUCCAGAAGAUUCUUGUGAGAAAUGUUCUGCAUGUGUUACUGUGUGGCAGGGCAAUUUCCUCCUGUGAUGGUUGCUAUUACCCAGUAUUUCUUCUUUUACAGUAGAGUGAAAUUAUUUGUAAAAUAAAACCGAUGUUAAGCAGAAGAAGAACCUAGUUAAUGGAUUUAAUGUUUAAGAGUGUCAAAAAGUCUAAGAAUAUAUGGAGGUCUUGCCAUAUUGGGAUGGGAUUGUGGUUAUGUCGGAUGACCCUAGACUUCUACAUGUGUGCUCUCUGCUCUGUGAGUCUCAUAGUAUCAGCAAAGGACAAUUUAAUAAGUGUAAAGGGGUGGAGUGAGCAGACUCAGGCAGAUUGGCUCAAAGCAGGAAGAAAUCCCCGUUCUCCCAGGGCCAUCAGAAAAGAAGGUCCAGAGACAGUGGGAAACAAAAGUAUGUCCAACAGCAGCCCUUGGAGUAUUAUGGAUUGGAUAAAGCCCACUCUAAAAUAUAAGAGAAAGGACAAUGGCAGUGUCCUAGAGAUCCUGAUGACCCCUGCCUUUGUGUAGCUCAAGUAAGGAAGAGUAGCAAAUCUUCAUUCAGAAGUUAAUCAAGCAGAAGAGUUUAUGGUUGAAGAUGCUUGGUAUGAAUCUGGGAAACAGAUUGUGCCUGAGGCCGCCAUCUAUUUGUAGAACUCAAUUGAUCCCCAACCUGCCAGGCUUCCUAUCCCAUAGGAAACAUUUUCAUUGAUCCUCUUCGAUUGGAGCCUCCCAAAUUUAAUCUGGAAGACAGUGUUUGGAAACCAAACGAGGCUCAUUCACAACAGAACAGGGAGUCAUCAGAGUUGCAGUUCAAUUAAUUUUAAUUGGAAAACUGAAAAAGGGAAUAAUACUCAAUCUAGCACAGUGCCUUGCUUAGAAUAGGUAUUAAGAAAAUUAAUGUUGGAAGAAUUAGUGUU
Bubalus bubalis (water buffalo) is the source of this 6161-nucleotide messenger RNA. RefSeq names its product sortilin related VPS10 domain containing receptor 1 (gene SORCS1). Gene Ontology annotation, molecular function: protein binding. The record is from RefSeq and is a predicted model, not a curated record. The transcript is spliced from 27 exons. Gene Ontology annotation, biological process: post-Golgi vesicle-mediated transport. The coding region runs from base 413 to 4009 and encodes 1198 amino acids. Gene Ontology annotation, cellular component: Golgi apparatus; membrane. NCBI's taxonomy places the organism in Eukaryota, Metazoa, Chordata, Mammalia, Artiodactyla, Bovidae.